CAAUAUCAAAUAUAUAUGGCUGGUCUCAAUUCUGGUCCAGAUUCUGGACUGAAAAAUGUCAAUUCGGAACGGGAUUUGUCUUUGCCAAUUGAAAAACACCGGGCAUUGGAAAAUUUCUAUGACAGUCAGGAAGAUGAAAUCUCAAUACGUAAAUAUUUGGGAAUUGGUGUUCAAUGGGUUAGUUUGGUUACCGAAAAUCUGCUAUCACAUCCUUUUAUAGUACUAAGACGUCAGUGCCAGGUGUAUAAUGCCUCACAAAGAUAUCAUCUGCAUCCAUUUGCAUUAAUGCCUUCCAUAAUACAUUUACAUAGACGUCAGGGUGUCACCACUUUAUGGAAGGGUUUGGGUAGUUGCCUAUUGGUACGCGGCAUGUCCAUGGCGGUGGAUGAUGUUAUAUCAAAAGUAACAUCAUGGCCUAAAGAAGUGGAUAGCCGCACCUCAUUAAAACGUUUUGGCCAACAUGUCAUUUUAAAAUGCAUUAGCAUUGCUGUUGUUAUGCCUUUCUAUGCUGCAUCCUUGGUGGAGAGUGUUCAAAGUGAUAUUGCCAGCGAAAAACCGGGCCUUUUUGAUGUAUUCCGUGAGGGCAGUUUACGUUUGCUCUAUUGGAAAUCACCACAGAAGGGACGCAUGUUACCAGUAUGGUGUUUAAUUGGACCCACGAUUGGUGUGGGUAUAACAAAAUAUCUAUUUGGUUUAGUUAUUAAAGGCAUUUCAUCACGCAUCAUGCGACGACGCAUCCAACAGGCCCAGGAACGUAAGGGCGCCAAAUUUAAAGAUGACUCUCUCGAAACACAAAAUGUUGAAAUCUAUUCGAAUCUAAUAUCGAUGCUGACAACCGAAGUUAUAUUUUUCCCAUUGGAAACAAUUUUACACCGCAUCCAGUUGCAGGGUACCCGCACCAUUAUUGAUAAUCUGGAUAAUGGUUAUGCCGUUGUGCCCAUACUCACCAAUUAUCAGGGAGCUGUGGAUUGUUAUCGCACCACAGUGGCAACAGAGGGGUUUGCCGGACUAUAUAAGGGUUUUGGGGCCAUUAUAUUACAAUUUGCUGCACAUAUUGCUGUUAUAAAGCUAACCAAAUGGGUUGUUACUCAAAUCACGGAAGUUAUAUCCAGUCGUCCUCCACAAAAAGUUGUACAAUAUUAUAAUUUGGAUCGUGGACUGAAUUCGAAUUCCACAACGAUAUCACGUAGUCUAAGUUCAGGUAGUGAUAUAGAUGAGAAUAGUGUGGGUAACCGGUCGGUUGAUUAA
Molecule: messenger RNA, 1248 nt
Organism: Musca vetustissima
Lineage: Eukaryota; Metazoa; Arthropoda; Insecta; Diptera; Muscidae
Gene: Slc25A46a
Product: mitochondrial outer membrane protein SLC25A46
Exons: 6
Coding region: 16-1248 (410 amino acids)
Biological process (GO): mitochondrial membrane fission; mitochondrial fission
Cellular component (GO): mitochondrial outer membrane
Source: RefSeq, a predicted model, not a curated record